AUGACUUUCCAACAAUUGCAAGAAAACCUUCACGAAGCCAUCGAGGGUGUCAAUCGAUAUAACCCGGAAAAUGUCGGCGAUUUGGCGGCUUGUGUUCAAGCGAUGAUUAAUGAGAAUAAAUAUGAUAAGGAUAUUGUGCUCACCAUUUUGAAGCUCUAUCAAUUGAACCCAGACAAGUAAGAUUUAUCCUGAUUUCGAAGCCUAAACUGUGAUUUUGUUCAGAUACGAUGAAUCAAUUGUGCGCCAAGUCCUCCUGAAAACCCUAAUGGUUUUGCCAUCUUCAGAUUUCGCGCUAGCCAAAUGUUUGAUUGACACAAAUCGCUUAGGAUCACAGGAGCUUCGCCGAGUUUUUGACCUUGGCGCAGUUUUGGAAUCGUGUGAUUUUGCGGUUUUCUGGAAAUUGAUGAAGGGAACUUAUAAACCAACAACUAAUCCGAAUGAACCAUUCAAGGUUCCACAGGAGGUGGCGAAAAUUGUGAAAUCGGUUGUUGGAUUUGAGGAUGCGGUUAAACAUUGUAGGUUUUUUUUUGAUAAUGAAAAUCUAAAAUUUGAAAGUCUGGGUCACGCUAGGAUUCAAAAAAAAUGUUUUUUUUUCCAGACGCUUGCCGUGUGAUCAGCGUAACCUAUCAAAACAUCGAAAAAUCGCUACUAAGCCGUUUGCUCGGCGGCGCCGACGAUAAAGAAGUCCUCGAACUCGCCAAAAAAUUCGGAUGGGAAUCGAAAGAAAACGGAAAUGUGUUCUUUGUCGCCAAUCACGACAUCACCAUCAAAACUCGAAAUAUCGACGAGAAGAUCCAAUUUCAACAUGUCGCCGAACUUUUGGCCUCUUGUAGAGGACCUAUUUAA
Messenger RNA from Caenorhabditis angaria, 846 nucleotides. The record is from the annotation of a GenBank genome assembly. NCBI's taxonomy places the organism in Eukaryota, Metazoa, Nematoda, Chromadorea, Rhabditida, Rhabditidae.